Messenger RNA from Annulohypoxylon truncatum, 3245 nucleotides. Its product is annotated as translation initiation factor eIF-2A. Gene Ontology annotation, molecular function: translation initiation factor activity; ribosome binding; tRNA binding. The coding region runs from base 688 to 2793 and encodes 701 amino acids. The transcript is spliced from 2 exons. Gene Ontology annotation, cellular component: cytosolic small ribosomal subunit. The record is from RefSeq and is a predicted model, not a curated record. Gene Ontology annotation, biological process: translational initiation. Lineage: Eukaryota; Fungi; Ascomycota; Sordariomycetes; Xylariales; Hypoxylaceae.
ACAAAUCAUCAGCAUGACUCGCUUCCUUUUUUUUCCUUCUCUUAUUCUUUCACGUACCCUUCUUUCUUCCAGCCCUUCUCCAGCUUCCGUUCCGUCACGGUCACGUCCACCCACGCCUUUCGUCAAUCCUCUUACUCUGGGUGACCUGUCAAGUUCCCUUCUAUUCUUCUUGCCGUUUUAUUCAAUUUGGUUCUCCGCCUUCCCCGCGUGCGUCUCGUGCGUAUCCCACGCCAACCAUUCCGUCAUUCUAUCUGGUCCGACAAUAAAGUAGUAGUUUGCAUUUGCGUUUGCCUUUCGCAUCAGCAUCGGCAUCUACAUCGUCAACGCCAAAGACCAUCAGAAUCAUCGCCGUGGCGUAGUAGCAGUAUUCUCGUUCACCCUCGUCGCGACUUUUAUCACAACUUCUUCUACCCUAUCAUUACAGAUAGGCGAUUAAGCGAAUAGAAGUCUACCGAGAUACUCUUCUACCUAAUAUUCCCUACACACAUAGGUAGUGAUACCAAUAUCAAGAAUAGCCGUCGCCUCCAAACUCCCGCUAGACCAACCGGAUAAAUUUUUGAUAAAUCUAUUCAGUUGUCUGGUACGCCCAUUGCUACGCUAAGCUUCGGGUACGAGAGAAUCUCACGAACGACAAGAACAAUACAUCAACCAUCUUGCAAUCGCAUUCUUCUGUGACUUUGACUAGUCAUGGCGAGUCCGUUGCAGUUUGCUUAUCGAACCCAGAAGGCCAUCGGCGUCACUGACGCCGACCCUGUCUACGAGCCUCUCCCUGGAUUCGUUCAACCCGAAGGAAAUUUGAGGUGCUGUGUUUACUCGCCCUGCGGCCGAUACCUUGCCUGGGCGUCCAGCGAACGUGUCUGUAUCGUCGAUGCAUCAGUUGGCCAUGUUUUGACUAACAUAGCUCUCCCCAAUGUCUUCGAGGUCGCUUUCUCCCCACGCGGUUCAUUCCUAAGCACCUGGGAGCGGCCUGCAAAGGACGAAGCUGGUGAUGCGACAAAGAACUUCAAGAUCUGGCGAACCAUUGAAGACAUUCCCGAAGGGAUUGAGAAGCAACCCUUGGGGCAAUUUGUUCAAAAGUCACAGACGGGCUGGAACCUUCAAUAUACGUCGGACGAGAAAUUCUGUGCUCGCCUUGUUACCAACGAAGUCCAAUUCUAUGAUAGCAAUGACCUUACAACGGUCUGGAACAAGCUUCGAGUUGAGGGCGUUACUGAUUUUGCUAUUGCGCCUGGACAAAGCCACAACGUUGCGGUCUUUAUUCCUCUGAGGAAGGGCCAGCCCGCUGCUGUCAAGGUCUAUAACGUUCCUCAGUUUACGACACCGAUCUCACAGAAGACUUUCUUCAAGGGUGACAAGGUUCAGCUCAAGUGGAAUAGCUUGGGAACGAGCCUAAUUGUGCUGGCACAAACGGAUGUUGACAAGUCGAAUAAGAGCUACUACGGCGAAACAACCCUUUACCUUCUAAGUGCUGACGGCUCCCUCGACGCUCGCGUUACUUUAGAUAAGGAUGGCCCGAUUCAUGACGUCUCGUGGUCCCCGAACGGUAAGGAGUUCGGCGUUAUCUACGGUUAUAUGCCUCCGAAGACGACCAUAUUCAAUCACCGUGCCGUUGCUACUCAUUCGUUCCCCAUUGCACCCCGAAACACCAUCAUCUUUUCGCCAACCGGCCGCUUUGCCUUGGUUGCUGGUUUCGGUAAUCUGGCUGGUCAAAUCGAUGUUUACGAUCUGGAGAAAGACUACCGCAAGGUCUGUACUAUCGAGAGCGGCAAUCCUAGUGUGUGCCAAUGGAGUCCCGAUAGCAGAUAUAUCAUGACAGCAACCACAUCUCCUCGCCUCCGCGUUGAUAAUGGUGUGAAGCUCUGGCAUGUCGGAGGAGGCAUCAUGUAUCAUGAAGACAUGGUGGAGCUCUACAACGUUACCUGGAGACCGGUUCUUCCGGAAAACUUGCCUUGUUUCGAUCCUUUACACCCAAUUCCGACCCCGCAUUCUUCGGCGAUCGCAUAUCUAGGAACCGUCAAGACGCCCUCGAAGCCUGUAGGUGCUUAUCGCCCUCCUGGUGCCCGAGGAAUGUCCACCCCGCUUCAUUUCAGGCGCGAGGAUGAAGGGGGCGCUGCCCAUGUCAUGGGCAACGGUGCUCAGAACAUAGGUCCGAAUGGGUUUGGGAGAUCGCGCCGCCAGAUUCCGGGUGCAGAGUUCCUCGAAUCAGGUUCCCGUGCCGUUCCCGGUGCUCCGGCGGAGGCGCCCGGCGUCAAUGGCGACGAGAAUCUUUCGAAGGCAGCACUCAAGAACAAGAAGAAGCGGAAUAAUAAGAAGGCCAAGGAUGCUGAGAACAAGGACGGAUUGAACAAUGCGGGUGGUUUGGCUCCCCCGGCUCGGGACCAAGGUCUGGGAUCUGGAAAUGAGGGACGUAGCCCCGAGCGUCGCGGGAACCAGCACAACCAGCAGAGACACAAUCGCAGUCGCUCGCGACACAACUUCCAAGGUGGCAACCAAGGACGCCAUCGCAGCAACACUCAGCAGAACGGACAGAAUGGACACUACGGACAGGGAGCGCCUGUCGCACCGCAGAUCCAGACUUCCCAGGCCCCUGCUCCGGACUCUUUGAUCUCACCGGGUAGCCAGAAUCCCGCGUCCAAGAAACUGCGCAGCUUGCAGAAAAAGAUUCGCGCCAUCGAAGACCUCGAGAUGCGACACGCCGGCGGCGAGAAGCUGGAGGACACGCAGAUGAAGAAGAUCGCCACGAAGGCCACCGUGGUCAAGGAGUUGGAAGCCUUGGAGAAGGAGGCUCGUUGAAUUCUCUAGCAUUCAUAUAGAAGAUUAUGGGGGUGCAUUAACUCAAACAUCGAUAUGUCAGGCCCGGUUCUGGGUAGUCCGGUUACGGGAUUUUCCGGUGGCGGGGCCUUGGACUAGAGGCACUGGUAUCAUGGCUUUGCAAACCGGCGUUAAAGUGGACGAAAAAAUGAAUAUUCAAGGAAGGGCACGCUGUUUUUUCCCGAUGCCCGGAAAGGGGAUGUGGGGAUGUAGAUGUCAAGGUAGAGGUAUGGUUACUGCCUUCCUGAGACAAGGGGGGGUGAUAAACAACUAAUACAAACUUGAUCCUGAAGAGGAUAUUCAAGUACCAAAUCUCGCCGUGUCAUGCUGCAGUGCCGGAUCUGAGAUCAGAUCCUGUGAAUGAAGAUAAAGUGGUAAUUAAAAUAGCCUUUUUUAUAAGGGGCUUACGAUGAAUAGAUGUUGAUGUUCUCGUG